Molecule: messenger RNA, 2163 nt
Organism: Cinara cedri
Lineage: Eukaryota; Metazoa; Arthropoda; Insecta; Hemiptera; Aphididae
Source: the annotation of a GenBank genome assembly
AGAGUUUGUACCAGAUAAGAUUAUUUUAAACGUCUUCAAUCUUCACUGUUCACAUUUCACAUCUCAAUGUAGAUGAGGUUAGGGUUUCUAUUAUUUGUAGCUGUUUUUAUAUUUUAUGUUUGUUUAUGUCAAAGAUAUAAUUUAAAUUGUUUUUAUAGUUUUGUCUGUUAAUUUAUUUUUAAAACUAUGGGUAUUCUCGAAAAGAUUUCAGAAAUUGAAAAAGAAAUAUCAAGAACUCAGAAAAAUAAAGGUUAUUAAUAAUUUUUAUGUAGUUUUUUUGUUUUUAUAUAACUAAUUUAUCGUAUUUUAUUUAUAUUGAAGAGUAGUUGAUGUUUUAAUUUUUGAUUUAUUCAAUUUUCCUCAGUUUCCUAUUUUCACAAUUUGUAUAAAUUGUUUAUUAUUUAGCUACUGAAUAUCAUUUGGGAUUAUUAAAAGCCAAACUUGCAAAGUAUCGAGCUCAGUUGUUAGAACCAUCUAAAAAGCAAGAAAAAGGAGAAGGUUUUGAUGUACUGAAAUCUGGCGAUGCCAGAGUUGCUUUGAUUGGUUUUCCAUCUGUUGGUAAAGUAUGUUAAACACUUGAUUUUGUUCUGUAUAUUAUAAUUUUUUAAUAUUAAACCUUCAAUUAUUAUAACAAUGUUGUUUUAUAUUUAUUUCAAAACAUUUGUAGGUUGUAUUUACAUGUUUAUUUUAUGUUGCAGUCAACACUUUUAAGUACGUUAACACAUACCGAAAGUGAAGCAGCUUCUUAUGAAUUUACAACAUUGACUUGUAUCCCUGGAGUAAUUGAAUAUAAAGAUGCCAAUAUUCAAUUAUUAGAUUUACCUGGUAUUAUUGAAGGUGCAUCUCAAGGAAAAGGACGUGGUAGACAGGUAAAUAAUUAAAUUAUUUUACACAAUUAAAAUUGUUUUUUUUUUAAUAAAAAAAAUUAACUAAUUGUUUCUAAUCAAAGGUCAUUGCAGUUGCUAGAACUGCAGAUUUAGUAUUGAUGAUGUUGGAUGCUACUAAGCAAGAUAUUCAACGUCAAUUGUUAGAGAAAGAACUUGAAAGUGUAGGAAUACGUUUAAAUAAACAAAAACCAAAUAUUUAUUUCAAGGUAGUCUUUAAAAAAUUAUUUAUUAAUAUUACAAUUUUAAGAGUUAUAGAUAUAUAACUGUUAAUAUAGAUAAAAAAAGGAGGGGGUUUAGCAUUUAAUGCUACUUGUCCCUUAACAAGAAUUGAUGAAAAAUUAGUUCAAGUUAUUUUACAUGAAUACAAAAUAUUUAACGCAGAAGUUUUAUUUCGGGAAGAUUGUACACCAGAUGAACUUAUUGAUGUUAUUUCUGCAAAUCGUGUUUACUUACCAUGCAUGUAUGUGUAUAACAAAAUAGAUCAAAUAUCUAUUGAAGAAGUAGACCGGAUUGCCAGACAACCAAAUAGUGUUGUAGUCAGGUACUUAAUUUAACAUUAACAUUGUAGAUACCUUUUUUUUAUUUUUCAUUAAUAAUGUUGAACCAUUCUAAAUUUUAUAUUGUUCAUUAUAAAAAUAAAUUUGUUUGUUUUAGCUGUAAUAUGAAAUUAAACCUUGAUUAUUUAUUGGAAGUCCUUUGGCAAUAUUUAUCAUUAAUUCGAGUGUAUACUAAGAAGCCUGGGCAACCUCCAGAUUUUGAUGACUGUUUAAUUUUAAGAAAAGGUGUUUCUGUAGAACACGUAUGCCAUUCAAUUCAUCGUACUUUAACAGAACAGUUUAAAUAUGCUUUAGUUUGGGUAUAGAAUUAUAUCUUUAAAAUAGUUAUCAAUUUAUUUGAUUUUAUGUUGGAUUUAUUUAUUUUAUCAGGGAACAAGUACAAAAUAUUCACCUCAGAGAGUUGGUUUACAGCAUAUUAUGCAUGAUGAAGAUGUUAUACAAGUUGUGAAAAAAUAAAAAUGAAUUUACUAAUAAUAAUAUAUACAUAUAUUACUUUUGAAGAUAAUUAUAAAAUAUAAUAUAAAUAUUAUUAAAAAUUAUGGUGUAUGAAAAAUUUUAAAAAUUGGACAUUAAGAUGCUGAUAUUUGCCUGAGUGGUCCAUCCAAAUAUGUGGCCAAAGUAGUUAUCUUUUCUUUAAGUAAACCAAAUUCGACUGAUCUAUUAGCAUAUAAACAUAAUAAAAUAUUUGCUACUUGUUUAAUUGCAAUUCUGCCUUCCUG